AUGCCUGUGAAGGUAGAGAAAAAGGACACUCCCUCUCCAGAUUUGACAGAAGUCACUUUCAAGAAAUCUGUUCCAAUGGUCACGUACCUCGUGUGUUUCAUUGUGUGCGAUUUUACAUACAAGGAGGUACUCAUGAAAAGCGGAAUGCCUUUCCGAGUAUAUGCUCCAGAGGGCAGAGUUAAAUACACGCAAUUUGCUCUUGAAACUGGUGUAAGCAUUUUGCAAAUGUACGAAGAGAUGUUUGACUUACCUUUUCCACUACCAAAGAGCGAUAUGGCUGCCAUUCCUGAUUAUUCCUCAGGGGCGACUGAGCACUGGGGCAUCAUUACGUACCGAGAAACAAACACAAUCUUUUUUCAAUGA
Molecule: messenger RNA, 363 nt
Organism: Macrobrachium nipponense
Lineage: Eukaryota; Metazoa; Arthropoda; Malacostraca; Decapoda; Palaemonidae
Product: endoplasmic reticulum aminopeptidase 2-like
Exons: 4
Coding region: 1-363 (120 amino acids)
Biological process (GO): peptide catabolic process; proteolysis
Cellular component (GO): cytoplasm
Molecular function (GO): metalloaminopeptidase activity; zinc ion binding; peptide binding
Source: RefSeq, a predicted model, not a curated record